AUGGAGAGUAGCAAAGACACUAUACUGAACUUUCAGCGCCGCUACAAGUCCUAUGUGCUUAAGUUUUUAAGAGGGCAACUCCCACGUGAUCUCAAGGACGUCUCCGGGGCACUUGGUUGUCUCUACGGAACGCUCCCAGAUGUGGAUGAAUACGACCAGUUUAUUAUCAUGCCACAAACAAUUCAACAGUAUCACCAACUAGGCUAUGUGAAGCUGCCGCGCCUUGUAUUAGACCCGCAUCAGAUCGACAUACUUGUGGAUGAAGUGAACGAGCUGGCGAACAAUGUGGAGCACCAUCCGAAGUUGGAAAAUCUUUACGCGACCUCGCUGGCCAACUUAACUAGUGGACCGCUGUUUUACUGCCAAGGUCAGUGGCGAGCAUCCUGGGGGUUGCAUGAUCUAGUAUAUCUGCCUACUAUAACUGUUGCUGUGUGCCAAGUGCUUGGUAACGCACUUAUUCGGCUAUGGUACGACGAAGUGUACAUGAAGGAGGCGAGAACAGGGCCGUGCGUGCCGUGGCAACAACACUACGCCCGCUGGCGCCACACAACGCCGGUUAAUCACGCCACGGUCAUGAUCGCACUGGACAACCUCAGCAAAGACCGCGGUGCGCCGUGUGUUGUGCCUGGCAGUCACCGUUGGCGGAAUGGCAGCGAACUUCUUCCACCGGUGGUUUACGACCCGAGCUUGGACGAAACACAGCAACUCAAUACCAUCUGGACCAUCACAAACGCGGAGGAGCGGGAGAUGCUAAUGGAUACUCCACCUGUAACCAUUGAUCUCAAACGCGGUGAGGCACUUCUUGUUCACCCCCUUACUCUGUUUGCCACGCAUGGAAACCGCACUCUAAACGCAGCGCGAUCCUGCCUUGUGCAUUAUAUGGGCGACAAAACAUUUGCAGUGCACGAUGGCCCUCUUCUUCCCCAUACUACACGUUUUCAGGCCGGUGGUAAAAUCCAAGGACCAUUUUUCCCAGUAGCGUUUGAUCCUGCCAUAGCCGAAGACCUUCUUGUGCUCGGCCAAAGCGUCUCUACCGAUAAAGUUCCUGAAACCAAACCCAGUUGCACCUGA
Molecule: messenger RNA, 1071 nt
Organism: Phytomonas sp. Hart1
Lineage: Eukaryota; Euglenozoa; Kinetoplastea; Trypanosomatida; Trypanosomatidae
Source: the annotation of a GenBank genome assembly